AUGGCGUCGGAGACAAGCUCAGUUGAGCCGAGGGAGAUGCAUGAGAUGCAUGAACCAUCUCCACCUCAUACUGGGGACGCAUCAACUCUCAACGACUCUCCCAUGGCAUUAAUCGACCAAGAAGAUGUUAAUACUCUUACCAAGAUAGCCACUCAACGAUCACGCCAACAAUCUGUCGGAGCCACAAAUAACCUAGCAGUUCUCGCUCAACAAGACCCAUCUCUGGACCCCCAGUCUGGAAAAUUCGACUUGCAAAAAUGGCUCAAAGCGGCUUUCGACGAUAUCAGCCGGGAUGGCCGAUCGGGACAAUCAUCGGAUGUUAUUUUCAAAAAGCUGAAUGUAUAUGGAUCGGGCGCUGCGCUGCAGUUCCAAAAUACAGUCACAUCGAGCCUGACUGCCCUCGUUCGAUUGCCCCAAAUUAUUCGUGAAUCACACUCUCCUCAAAGACGAAUUCUCAAGGACUUCAAUGGCCUCUUGAAAAGUGGUGAACUGUUGCUUGUGCUUGGUCGGCCAGGUGCCGGCUGUAGUACACUUCUAAAGUCCAUGACUGGAGAACUACACGGUUUGAAUAUGGAUAAGGAGAGUGUCAUUCAUUACAAUGGAAUUCCCCAAUCUCGCAUGAUGAAAGAGUUCAAGGGUGAACUAGUAUACAACCAAGAGGUUGACAGACACUUCCCUCAUCUGACCGUCGGCCAGACUCUGGAGUUUGCAGCAGCAACGCGAACUCCUGCCCAUCGGUUCCAAGACAUGUCACGCGCAGAAUAUGCCAAAUAUAUGGCUCAGAUCAUCAUGGCUGUCUUUGGACUGAGUCACACAUAUAACACCCGCGUUGGAGACGAUUUCAUCCGUGGUGUAUCGGGUGGUGAGCGAAAGCGUGUCAGUAUUGCAGAGAUGGCUCUAGCCCAUGCUCCAAUCGCCGCCUGGGAUAACUCUACUCGAGGAUUGGAUUCUGCCACGGCAUUGAAGUUUGUUCAGGCUUUGCGACUGUCCUCUGACAUCACUGGCUCGUGUCAUGCGGUGGCUGCUUACCAGGCAAGUCAAAGCAUCUACGAUGUAUUUGACAAGGUGAUCGUACUUUACGAAGGACGCCAAAUUUUCUUCGGACCUGCCGCCGCAGCCAAGUCCUAUUUCGAAAACCAAGGGUGGGAUUGUCCAACUCGUCAGACUACUGGUGAUUUCCUCACUUCAAUCUCAAAUCCUGAGGAGCGGCAAGCCAAGCCCGGCAUGGAAAACCGUGUUCCCCGUACGCCUGAGGACUUUGAAACUGCAUGGCUCAACUCGCCUGAAUACAAGCAAUUGAUGAGUGAAAUUACUGAAUAUGAAGGGCAAAAUCCCGUUGGAAACGAUGUACCAGCCCUCGCUGAUUUCCAGGAAUGGAAGCGUGGAGCCCAGGCCAAACACACACGGCCCAAGUCUCCAUACAUCAUCAGUGUUCCUAUGCAAAUCAAACUCAACACUGUCCGCGCCUAUCAACGACUCUGGAAUGAUGCUGCUUCAACCGUCUCUACCAUCGUUACUAAUAUUAUCAUGGCUUUGAUUAUUGGAUCAGUGUUCUACGGGACUCCAGAUGCAACUGCAGGCUUUACGUCCAAAGGUGCCACUCUGUUCUUUGCCGUCCUUCUCAAUGCCCUCACAGCAAUGUCCGAAAUCAACAGUCUCUAUUCUCAACGUCCAAUUGUCGAAAAACAUGCUUCCUUUGCCUUCUAUCACCCCUUCACUGAAGCCAUCGCUGGUGUACUCAGUGAUAUACCGGUGAAGUUUGCAUUGGCUGUUGUGUUCAAUAUCAUUCUAUACUUCAUGGCUGGUCUGAAACGAUCAGCAUCUAACUUCUUCCUCUACUUCCUCAUCACUUUUGUGAUCACGUUUGUCAUGAGUGCCAUCUUCCGGACAUUGGCCGCUGUCACCAAAACUAUUUCGCAAGCAAUGGGUCUGGCAGGUGUCAUGAUUCUGGUCCUUGUUGUCUACACUGGCUUUGUAUUACCUGUUCCGUCUAUGCAUCCGUGGUUCGAAUGGAUCCAUUACCUCAAUCCGAUCUACUACGCCUUCGAGGUUCUGAUUGCCAACGAGUUCCAUGGCCGCGAGUUCCCAUGUUCAUCCUUUGUUCCUGCCUACGCCGACCUAUCAGGCAAAGCAUUCAGUUGCGCUAUCGCUGGUGCGGAGCCAGGCUCUACAACAGUCAACGGUGACCGAUACAUUUUACUGGCUUACUCUUACAGUUACAGCCAUGUCUGGCGUAACUUUGGUAUCCUCAUGGCCUUCUUGGUCGGUUUUAUGUGCAUCUACUUUGUCGCAACCGAGCUAAAUUCCGCUACUACAAGCACUGCUGAAGCUUUGGUUUUCCGCCGCGGUCACGAGCCUGCCAGUCUCCGCCAGGAUCAUAAGUCUGGAUCCGAUGUCGAAAGCAACGAGACAUCCAAAGCUCAGCCUGCUGCGGGUACAGAUGACAAGGGAAUGGGUGCUAUUCAGCCUCAGACAGAUACAUUCACUUGGCGGGAUGUGUCCUAUGAUAUCGAGAUCAAGGGCGAGCCACGUCGUCUUUUGGAUCACGUUUCCGGAUGGGUCAAGCCUGGAACCCUGACUGCACUAAUGGGUGUCAGUGGCGCUGGUAAGACGACUUUGCUUGAUGUAUUGGCACACCGUACAUCGAUGGGUGUUAUCACUGGUGAUAUGUUUGUCAAUGGCCGUGAACUGGAUCAGAGUUUCCAGCGAAAGACAGGUUAUGUUCAGCAGCAGGACCUUCACCUCGAUACUGCUACUGUGCGCGAGUCUCUGCGGUUCAGUGCUAUGUUACGUCAGCCAGCCUCUGUCUCGAUUGAGGAGAAGUACGCCUAUGUUGAAGACGUUAUCGGAAUGUUGAAGAUGGAGGAGUUUGCCGAAGCCAUUGUUGGUGUCCCCGGUGAGGGUCUGAAUGUCGAGCAGCGCAAGCUGCUGACUAUCGGCGUCGAAUUGGCUGCCAAACCCAAGCUGCUGCUCUUUUUGGAUGAGCCUACCAGUGGUCUCGACUCUCAGAGCUCUUGGGCUAUUUGUUCAUUCCUUCGCAGGCUUGCUGAGCACGGUCAAGCAGUUCUUUGCACAAUCCAUCAACCUUCUGCCAUGCUCUUCCAACAAUUCGAUCAGCUAUUAUUCCUUGCCCGAGGCGGUAAGACUGUCUACUUUGGUCCCGUCGGAGAAAACUCUGGCACAAUGCUUGAGUACUUCGAAUCCAACGGUGCGCGUAAGUGUGCGGAUAGCGAGAACCCAGCCGAAUACAUGCUGGGCAUCGUCAACGCUGGUCAGAACAACAAGGGUCAGGACUGGUUCGAUGUUUGGAAGGAAAGUAACGAAAGCAAGCAAGUCCAGGCUGAGCUCGACCGAAUUCAUAAAGAAAAGGAGCACGAACCGCCUGCCACUGAUGAUUCCUCGCGAAGCUACUCUGAAUUUGCCAUGCCGUUUUGGUUCCAGUUGAACCAGGUCACACACCGCGUGUUCCAACAAUACUGGCGCAUGCCAUCCUACGUCCUGGCUAAAUGGGGACUUGGAAUUGCCUCCGGUCUGUUUAUUGGGUUCUCUUUCUUCGAUGCCAAAACCUCGCUGCAAGGCAUGCAGACCAUCGUUUACUCUCUGUUUAUGAUUUGUACCAUCUUCUCGUCAUUGGCGCAACAAAUCAUGCCUGUGUUCGUCAGUCAGCGAUCGCUCUACGAGGGACGUGAACGCCCCAGCAAAUCGUACUCCUGGAAAGCUUUCCUCGUCGCAAACAUGAUUGUGGAGAUCCCCUACAUGGUCGUCAUGGGUGUAUUGACCUACGCCUGCUACUUCUAUGCCGUCGUUGGAAUCCCCAACUCUGUGACCCAGGGAAUCGUCCUCCUGUUUUGCAUCGUCUUCUUCAUCUACGCCAGCACCUUCACCCACAUGGUUAUUGCCGGUCUUCCAGACGAACAAACCGCCAGUGCGGUAGUUGUCCUUCUCUUCGCGAUGUCCCUCACGUUCUGUGGUGUGAUGCAGCCCCCAACCGCCCUUCCUGGCUUCUGGAUUUUCAUGUACCGUGUCUCACCCUUCACAUAUUGGGUCGGCGGCAUGGCAGGCGCACAGCUGCACAAUCGCAAGGUGAUUUGCUCAACCGCCGAACUAGCCAUCUUCAACCCACCCUCUGGUCAAACUUGCGGACAGUACCUCAUGAAGUAUGCCGAGGUCGCUGGUGGUCAGUUGCUCAAUCCCGAGGCUACGAGUGAUUGCAGUUACUGUUCUCUCCGAGUUGCGGAUCAGUUCCUGGCCACAGCAGGUAUCGAAUACGGUGAUCGCUGGCGCAACUUCGGUAUCAUGUGGGCUUUCGUUAUUUUCAAUAUCUUCAUGGCUACUAUCAUGUACUACCUUGUCCGCGUGAAGCGCUGGAACAGUGGCGAUUUCAAGGAAUCGUUCAAGAAACUCAUUCCUGGGAAGAAAUCCAAGAGUGGCAACUGA
Molecule: messenger RNA, 4437 nt
Organism: Penicillium griseofulvum
Lineage: Eukaryota; Fungi; Ascomycota; Eurotiomycetes; Eurotiales; Aspergillaceae
Product: CDR ABC transporter
Exons: 4
Coding region: 1-4437 (1478 amino acids)
Biological process (GO): transmembrane transport
Cellular component (GO): membrane
Molecular function (GO): ABC-type transporter activity; ATP hydrolysis activity; ATP binding
Source: RefSeq, a predicted model, not a curated record